This is a messenger RNA of Cydia splendana, 4489 nucleotides long. RefSeq names its product histone acetyltransferase KAT8-like (gene MOF). Gene Ontology annotation, biological process: positive regulation of transcription by RNA polymerase II; negative regulation of DNA-templated transcription. NCBI's taxonomy places the organism in Eukaryota, Metazoa, Arthropoda, Insecta, Lepidoptera, Tortricidae. The record is from RefSeq and is a predicted model, not a curated record. Gene Ontology annotation, cellular component: MSL complex; chromatin. The coding region runs from base 124 to 1452 and encodes 442 amino acids. The transcript has a single exon. Gene Ontology annotation, molecular function: histone H4K16 acetyltransferase activity; transcription coregulator activity.
UUUGCGCGUCGUUGAUUUGCGCUGCUUCGCUCUUCGCUCUAUAGUCUAUGGUUGCACUAUGGCUGCAGUAGCCACAACGGUAGUUGCGCGGUAUUGCGUGAUACUAUCGAAUUUUUAACAACUAUGGCUAAAGGUGAUAAAGAACUAGAAAAACCCAUUGUUAAUAAUGAAUUACCAAACCCGGAGUGUCGUAGUGCAGAUCAGGAAGACUCGGAAUCGACACAAGAACAGCCCCUUGACAUAGGAGAGCAUUACUUAGUGCGGCGUUCAGAUGAGUCAUGGCACCCGGCGGAGAUAAUCCAAACGCGGUACAACGCCGCGGACUCCGGCUUCGAAUACUAUGUGCACUAUGUGGGCUACGACCGAAGGCUCGACGAGUGGGUUUCCCGCCAUCGCGUCAUGUCCGAUAGGUUUGACAUGUGCGAGCAGUCGAAUAACAAUUUGAAUUCCGACCACCUGCUCACCGACAAGUCCGGCCGGAAGAUAACGCGGAAUCAGAAACGUAAACAUGACGAGAUCAACCACGUCCAGAAGUCCUAUGCAGAAAUGGACCCCACGACCGCUGCGCUCGAGAAGGAACAUGAAGCCAUCACGAAAGUCAAAUACAUCGACAAAAUUCAAAUAGGAAAGUACGAGAUCGAUACUUGGUAUUUUAGUCCUUAUCCUGAUGAAUAUGGCAAACAGUCUAAACUAUGGAUUUGCGAAUACUGCUUAAAAUAUAUGAGAAUGGAGAAAACAUACAGGUAUCAUCUAAGUGAGUGUACAGCAAGACAACCACAGGGCAGUGAAAUAUACAGAAAAGGUACCAUUGCAAUAUUUGAAGCAGAUGGGAAAGAGCAUAAGAUUUAUUGCCAGAAUCUAUGUUUACUAGCAAAGUUAUUUUUAGACCAUAAAACAUUGUAUUUUGAUAUAGAACAGUUCUUAUUCUACAUCCUGUGUGAGGUGGACAAGCAGGGUGCGCACUUAGUCGGAUACUUUUCUAAAGAGAAGGACUCCCCUGAAGGUAACAAUGUAGCUUGUAUACUAACCCUACCUCCGUACCAGAGACAAGGAUACGGCAAGCUUCUGAUCGCAUUUAGCUAUGAGCUCUCAAGACUAGAGCAAGUCGUUGGUAGUCCAGAGAAGCCCUUGUCAGACCUUGGCAAGCUCAGUUACCGAUCAUACUGGUCCUAUGUGCUGUUGGAAGUGUUGAGUGCAAGUCGGGGCACAUUGAGCAUCAAAGAUCUCAGUCAAAUGACAGGAAUAUCACAAACAGACAUUAUAUCUACACUCCAAUCUAUGAAUAUGGUGAAAUACUGGAAGGGUCAGCACGUGAUUUGUGUUACUCCAAAAAUAGUUGCAGAGCAGCUAGCAAGCUCUCAUUUCAAGAAGCCUCGGCUGUGUGUAGACCCGUCUGCAUUGAGGUGGGUCCCUCCGAACAAGCAGGGGCAUUCGGCUAAGGCUAAAAAGUAGUACAGGCUAACAGGCAGGGCCUAGAGAAGAUUACACCGUUAGUUGCUACCAAACAAUUCUCUAGGUACAGGCCUGUUCAACUUUAUUUUACAACUGCAUGCAGUGAGGACACUUGACUAGAGUAUUAGUAUUGAUAGCUUAUUAUGAAAAUAGUAAUUACGCAGUUACACUUACCCUGCAGCCUAAUUUUCAUACUAUGUUGCCAAUUCUUUAGUACUUAUAGAGAAAUUAUGUGAUUGAAUUUCUGCAUAACAUGCUAGUCUUUGAAGGCAUGUUUUAUAAACUUAUUGUUGCUAAGCUUGUAAAUUGGGAUGUGUGCUCAAGUUUUGAAAACUGAAAUGAAACCCUCAAAACACUACUUAAGGUUUUCUUUCCUGAAACUGACAGAUCACAUAGCGGAAUAUACAGGAUGAUUCAUGAGACGUGAGCAGGACUAAUCCUGCACACUCAGUAACUGAUAAUUGAUCGAUCACCGUCGUAUUUAGGAGAAACAACAACACUUUUUCCUAUUUUUUUACUUUUUGGUGAGGGCAAAUUUAAUUCUCAACAAUCAUGGUCACCCUACAUGACCUAAUUAAUCAACAUAAACCCUCUUUAACCGUAAUGGCAUUUUGAUUACGAAGAAAAUAGAAUGUCAAACUUGAGUGAGAUACGAGUUUUCAAAAGUAACCAGACCGUGAUGACAGUAAAGUGCAACAAUGUUGCUCUCUCUAUUAAUAUUUUUUCCCAUUCAAGACAAAAUAUUGCUCAGGCCUGACUCAUGCUAGAUGGCUGGCCAUAAUUAUAGCAAGUUUUAAUGUAAUUUAGUAUGGCCGAAGGGUAAGUGAUAUUGCACUGCAUUUUUGAUAUCCUUGAUAUAAUCCUAGUGAGGAUUUAUGUAUUAAUUAAAUAAGUGAUUCCAUUUUAGCCUCAAGGGCAAAAAAACCCAAAAAAUAUGUUAGUAAAUAUUUAAUUCAAUAAUUGCAGUUGAUGUGUAAAGUGUAUUUAAACUCUGUUAAAAGGUGAGAGUAAAAGAUUACUUGUUUUGAGUUUCGUGCAUAGUUUAGACGAUGAAACUUAUAGACAUAUAAAACUUAAAAGAAAGUAUUGAGCCUUGAUAAUAACACUUAAUAAUCAUAUUACAUAGAGUCCAUCUAAGUUUAAGUUAAGUGUAUACUCUUUUGAACUUUGCAUGUCUAUUAAUUUGGUGGUCUUUGGUGGCACUAGCAAGUAAGGGUUCUGUAAAUAUUGUAGUUGAUGUAAGCCAUAAUUAUCGGAUAAGAUAAGGAAAAAUAGUGACAACCAAGCCCAUUACAUUAUUGUAUAACUUGGCACUAAAAGUGCAUUUUUGUAAUUUAAUAUUUGUUUGCCAGUUUUUAGAGCCACCCCACACUGGCGUCUCCUGAGUGUCUGCGUCUAGUCAACUCUAUGGCUGCUGCUCGACGCAACGUUGGCGCAGCUGCGCAGCGACGCCAUUUUCCAUAACGCUGACUAGCAACUGCGCAGCAACCCCAUUUUCCAUAGCGCUGACUAAACGCCGACGCUCAAAAGACGCUAGUGUGGGGUGGCCCUUAUUGAAAUCUAGAUCUGAAGCAAUGUUGCUUUUAUUUCUCAUUCAGUUCCUGUACUGGUAAUAGUGAUAUUAAUCUUAAGUUGUUUAUUAAGUUUAAAAAAGCUUAGUAUUAAGUCCAAUAAUUUGGUGAUAUGUACAAAACAUUGACUUCUUCUUAAACAGUUCACAAUUUAAAUUAUGAUAUUAGGUUGUCAUAAAUGUGAAUCAAAUUUAGUAUUUAUAUAAGCAUUCAACUACUAUUACUACUACUGAACUAUCCAUUUCUAUAUCUUCUAUAGUUCCAAACUAGGUAUUUUAAAUAUAUCAGUUUAUGGUCACCCUAAAACAUGGACCACUAAAAAAUGUUGGCUUUUAAAAGUGUUUAAUUUAAAAUAGUUUACAGGGCCUUACAUGAAAUAAAAAAAAUAUAUAAUUUGUUUAACUCUUAACAAUGUUUACCGUUUAUGGUGUUAGGAUGGCCUUGAUAAUAUGAUCGUAAUUGUUUGGAAUGAACAUUAGUAACAUAACAAUCCUUUCAAAUAUCCACCUUAAUGACUGAGCAAAAAGAUACUAAUUUUAGUAGCAUUGAGUCAGUUUUUCUUCGUCUCAAAUCACUUCAGCUAUUCAUAACAUGAGAUUGAGAUUUAUAAGGUGAAUGACUUGUUACGUCACACCUUUAAAAUAUCUCUGGUCUGACGUGAGAUACCGAGGAAUUGCGUCAUCCUUGUAGCUGGGUCAAAACAUGUUUAAAAAUGGCGCCUACCUGCCCUAGAAAAAGUUGCGCGAUGAUUCCGCUAGAUGGCAGCUUUCAAGCUUGAAUAAUAACGUUCUAAAUAUGUGUACAGGAAUGUUAAAAAUACAUAUAAUUUUAUAGUUAUAAAAACUCAAUAGAAAUUCAAUGAUUACUUACAUCAUUUUUGUCUUACCGUGUAGUAGUACAUUGUGCAACUAGGGGGGCAAGGGGAAUAUUGUACGAGAGUCUAUUAUAUUCACGACAGCCGUAAGAUGGAGUGAAUUAAUUACUUGAGUAACAAUAUUCUUACUCCCGGAGUUACACACAAUGUUUUCAUCCCUAGAGAGUUAUAGCCUUUUUUUUUUCACAAUCCAUAACAUCUGCGGGAACAAUAUAGGCCUUUGUCCUUCAGUACAUCUGCAUGAAAUAAGGUAUUUUUCGAGCAAGUGUGAUGAAAAUGCAUGUAAAACUAAAUAGACGGAUCAUUCUGUUUUUAAAUCUACCCAGUGUUCUAUAUUCGAGCCUCUUUUUGAACAAUUUGACUACCUUUAGGUUUUAAGUUAGACUUUAAUUGCCUUGUAGAUGUAGCUUUUAAUGUUAAUUGUAAGCAAUGUGCAGUCUUCAGUUUUCAAUUUGGAAUUUCAAAGAUCUUCCCAUUGCAUAUUUGAUUAGAUUCUGUGAAUCGUCAGUUAUUACAGUUUUUGUGAUAAUUCUUUAUUGUAAGAAAAUGUGUCGAAAGUUGGAUGGUGAUUAAAAAAAGAAAUGUAAUAAGA